CAUCGUUCAGUAGGUCGUACGCGAGCUCUGCGGGCGAAGGCGUGAUUAUAAUUUUGCAGUUUAACAGGGCUGGUAGCAGGUCUCAUUUUAAAUAACACGCGAUCGAAACCAGCCCUGCUGUUCAGUGUACAUAGCUAAGAGAGCAAUAAUGUGUGACUACAAAACUUGCUAAUUUUGAAACUCCGCGAAAAUGGGUCUCAUGGACGAGCUUUUUCGGGCCUUUGAUCAAUCAUUGAUCCUGAGUUGCUGGAAGUAUGUGUUCCCGAUUCUGGUGGUGAUGUAUCUGUUCAUAUUCCUUUAUGAUAAGCAUCGCUACGGUAGCAAGAAAACGAAAAGCAGUGCAACUACAUCUGUGACUAAUGGGACCAAGGAGAAACUGGAUGGCAUGGAAUAUGUCGGAGAAAUCGACUCGGGCGAAUUCGAUCCCACACCGGUGCUGGAGGAAAAGGAACACGUCCCAUUCGGUGGUGCCUCCGUCACGCUAGACAGUGACCCACUCAGGGCGGCAAGAAAGUUCUACGAGAUUGUCAACGACCGUCGAAGCGUGCGCAAGUUUAGCUCCCGUCCGGUGGACCCGGCUGUAGUCGUACAAUGUAUUCACGCGGCCGGCACUAGCCCAAGUGGUGCCCAUACGGAACCGUGGACGUUCUGUCUGAUAUCGAACACCGACGUCAAGGAACAGAUCCGAGAAAUCAUCGAAGCAGAAGAACUGGUCAACUAUCAGCAGCGGAUGUCCAAACAGUGGACCACCGAUUUGCGACCGUUGAAGACCAACCACGUGAAGGAAUAUCUCACCGAAGCGCCAUACCUGAUACUGAUAUUCAAGCAAACGUACGGUUUCAAAGAGGACGGCGCGAAGAAGCAGCAUUAUUAUAACGAAAUAUCCACAUCGAUUGCGACGGGAAUUUUGCUGUGCGCACUGCAGGCUGCAGGGCUGAACUCGCUCGUUACCACCCCGUUGAACUGUGGGCCGGCGUUGCGGAAUUUGCUGGGUCGACCGGUAAACGAGAAGCUGUUGGUUUUGCUUCCGGUGGGCUAUGCAGCCGAUGAGUGUACGGUUCCGGACUUGCAGCGCAAACCAGUUGAUGACAUUUUAGUUAAAUAUUAAUGGAAUGUUGAAUUAUGUUGGCACUGUAUAGUAAAUUGCUUCCUAAACUAAAUGAUCCCUGCAGAGAAA
Messenger RNA from Aedes aegypti (yellow fever mosquito), 1177 nucleotides. It is a transcript of the gene Iyd, whose product is annotated as iodotyrosine deiodinase 1. Bases 191 to 1108 code for a protein of 305 amino acids. Gene Ontology annotation, molecular function: oxidoreductase activity. The transcript is spliced from 4 exons. Lineage: Eukaryota; Metazoa; Arthropoda; Insecta; Diptera; Culicidae. The record is from RefSeq and is a predicted model, not a curated record.